Molecule: messenger RNA, 387 nt
Organism: Acomys russatus (golden spiny mouse)
Lineage: Eukaryota; Metazoa; Chordata; Mammalia; Rodentia; Muridae
Gene: Smcp
Product: sperm mitochondria associated cysteine rich protein
Exons: 1
Coding region: 1-387 (128 amino acids)
Source: RefSeq, a predicted model, not a curated record
AUGAGCGAACCAUCCAAAAACAACCAGUGCUGCCCCCCAAGUCCUCCGUGCUGCCCGCCAAAACCAUGCUGCCCACCAAAACCAUGCUGCCCGCAGAAACCUUGCUGCCCAAAGUCACCGUGUUGCCCACCCAAACCAUGCUGCCCUCAGAAACCCCCAUGCUGCCCGCUGAAACCCCCAUGCUGCCCGCAGAAAUGUUCCUGUUGCCCGAAAAAGUGCACGUGCUGCCCGCAGCCUCCCCCUUGCUGCGUUCAACCCAGCUGCUGUGCUGCGGACAAGGCUGAGUCAGACUCUGAUACCACAUCUGGCAAAACUCAGGAGAAGGGCUCCCAAGCGCAGGACUCCCCUCCAAGUGUCGGCGGCUGGAACAAGAAGACAAGCAAGUAG